AUGUAUGAUAAGGGGCCACUUAAUCUGGAAGUGAAGAUCUGGUCCUCAGCGAGUGAAGAAGGCUGGCUACUUCCUAGUGAUGCUGAAUCAUGGAAAUGUACCCAGACAUUAGAGCUGAAGAGUUCUGCUGAACCCCGAGUUGAGGAGGCAUUCUUUAAUCAAGUCAUAGCUUUGUCACAGGCUGGCCUUCUCUUACUUGCAAAUGCUAAGAAGAAUGCUAUUUAUGCUGUGCACUUAGAAUUUGGUCCUGAUCCAGCAGCAACGCGCAUGGAUUAUAUUGCAGAAUUUACUGUUACCAUGCCUAUUUUGAGUUUUACUGGGACAAGUAUUUCACCUCACGGUGAACAGAUUGUCCAGGUUUAUUGUGUCCAGACACUAGCCAUUCAGCAGUAUGCUCUGGAAUUAUCCAAAUGCUUGCCUCCACCACUGGAUAAUGUGGGUUUAGAAAAGUCAGAUUCCAAUAUUUCACGUGAACCGUCAGGGGCUGAAGGAUUUGGUUUGGAUCUAUCUGGAAGUAAACCCACAGAGAUGCUGCUAGCUAAUUCAAAUUCAGCACUUAAACAAACCAUACAAGAUAGUAGUUCUGAGGGUGCAGUUUCCGUGAGGUAUCCUGUAAACUCUAGUUCUGUUGAGGCAACCACUUCGAAAGAUAUUACCACUUCAAGUACAGAAUCAAGACCUGUUGCAUUGGCAUCAGCUACUAGUGAUUCAGAUGUUGUUUUUGUUGCAUCACCGCCUAUUCCCUUGAGUCCUAGGUUGUCUGGUAAACAUUCUGGUUUAAGAAGUCCAACAGAUGGCUCUGACCAGAGUCGCACACUCAAUGAGCAUGGUGGAGACCAACAAGUCAAUGAUUACUCAGUUGACAGGAAAUUGGACAGUGUUCCUUCAAACUUGUCAGAUGUGCCUACAGUGGAUGAUGAUUCAAGAAAUAUUGAGCAGAAAGUUGGAGAAGAUGAUUUAUCUAGUUUGCUCAAUCCUCCUAUCAUGUUCAAACAUCCAACCCAUCUUAUAACUCCCUCUGAGAUUUUAAUGGCUGCUUCAUCUUCUGAAGGUACUAAUCCUAUUGAUAGCAAGAAUGAAGGGGAGGCAAAUAUCCAAGAUGUGAUUGUUAACAGUGAUAUGGGUAAUGCUGAGGUGGAGGUUAAAGUAGUGGGUGAAGCAAGAUCUACUCAAAAUGAUGAAUUUGGAUCUCAAGGUGAACCUCAAAAUGUUGUUUCAGAAAAUAAGGAAAAAUUCUUUUGCUCCCAGGCAUCAGAUCUUGGAAUUGAGAUGGCCCGAGAAUGCUGUGCAAUAUCAGCCGAAACAUAUACUACAGAUGAAGCUCGGCAAGUUGAUGAUUCCAGCAUGACAGAACCACUGGCCCAGUCUAAUGCUGGAGACGAAGACCAGGAAUCUGCGAAAGAUGUAUCUGGGCCAUGUACCACCCCAACAAAGUGGAAAAACUCUCAAGCAUCAGGUCAAUCUUCCCCAUCACCAAAUGUGCUCAAUUCAAUAGAUUCCAACAAUGAACCAGGAGGGAGUUCAAGCCCCCCCUCUGCAGAAGCUGCAUUUCCCCAAAUUAUGGCCAUGCAGGAUACGAUUAAUCAGCUACUGACUAUGCAGAAAGAACUGCAAAAGCAGAUGACAAUGAUGGUUGCAGUCCCAGUUACGAAGGAGGGGAGAAGAUUAGAGGCGGCUCUUGGGCGGAGUAUGGAGAAGGCUGUAAAGGCCAAUAAUGAUGCUUUAUGGGCUCGUUUUCAAGAAGAGAACGCAAAGAAUGAGAAGUUAUUACGAGACCGUAAUCAGCAAAUAACUAGCUUGAUCAAUAACUUCAUGAACAAGGACUUCCCAGUCAUGUUAGAGAAAAUGGUGAAGAAAGAAUUGGCGGUCGUUGGACCAGCUGUUGCUCGUGCUAUAACUCCAGCUGUUGAGAAAGCAAUACCUCCAGCUAUUUCUGAUUCCUUCCAGAGAGGAGUUGGUGAUAAGGCAGUUAAUCAAUUGGAAAAAUCGGUUAACUCAAAAUUUGAAGCAACUGUUCCAGGCAAAUACAGGCGCAGUUCCAAACUUCUGGCAAACAAGCUCUUCAGUAUGGAAGCUUCAGUGGUACCUGCAUUUGAGAAGUCAUGUAAGGCAAUGUUUGAGCAAGUAGAUGCUACGUUCCAGAAAGGAAUGUUAGAACAUACAAAUGCGGCACAACAACACUUUGAUUCUGCACAUUCGCCAUUGGCACUUGCUUUAAGGGAAGCUAUUAGUUCUGCAUCAUCGGUGACUCAAACCUUAAGCGGAGAAGUGGCUGAUGGUCAACGUAAGCUAAUAGCUCUUGCAGCUGCACGAACAAGCUCAAGUGCAGUAAAUCCCCUGGUCACACAACUAACCAAUGGACCUUUGGGUGGUCUCCAUGAGAAGCUGGCCUGUGAUAUCAGCAAUGAUACAUCGAGAAAAGUUGCGUGGAUGACAGAUGUGGCGGCUGCCAUAAACCCAGUAAACCAAAUGAUUGCGGUGCAUGUGCGGCCCGUCUUCGAGCAAGUUUAUCAGAUACUGCACCAUCAACAUAGCUUGCCUACAAUCUCAAGUGCCGAGCACACAAGUAUUAGACUUUCACUCAGGCGGGAAGAUUGCCCGCUCUCUUUCACUCAGGCUCGAAUCCCUCUUAUUGCUGAUUAG
Prunus armeniaca (apricot) is the source of this 2643-nucleotide messenger RNA. NCBI's taxonomy places the organism in Eukaryota, Viridiplantae, Streptophyta, Magnoliopsida, Rosales, Rosaceae. The record is from the annotation of a GenBank genome assembly.